Messenger RNA from Phytophthora nicotianae INRA-310, 1253 nucleotides. RefSeq lists its product as hypothetical. NCBI's taxonomy places the organism in Eukaryota, Oomycota, Peronosporomycetes, Peronosporales, Peronosporaceae. The record is from RefSeq and is a predicted model, not a curated record. Bases 1 to 1212 code for a protein of 403 amino acids. The transcript has a single exon.
AUGACUACAAGCCCCAACACACCAAGCGCUGCCACUUCCUCGUCUUUAGCUCAUCAAUGGGCUGAGUCCUUGACCAAGUCUUGGUCUGAUGAAGUGAAGGAUGAAUGGAGACGCGAGCAACGCCGUCAGAACUCCAAGAGGUUUCGAACGCGCAAGCAGCACGAGCUGAUCCAACUACGAAGAGAACAGGACCACCUCGAACUACAAGUCAAACGGUUCGUUGCAGCUUUGAGUCAGUCAUCCACGCAGAAGCCGACCAACUCCAGCGAACUGUACAGCGCGCUAUGCCGACUCGCUAUUGAGGGUGAGACGUUGAUGCGAGAAAAGCUGCUGCUGAAGCAAGAACUCUAUAGACACGAGUACUUCCUGGGCAUCGCGAGUAAAACACCGGAGAGCGUAGUUGUUGUCCCCAAGGAGAAGAAAAUACCACAAAGCGUCCUCGAUGCGAGUAAAAAGUCUCGUUGGGUGGCCUACGCGCGUUGUGAGCAAUAUGGCUGGUGUGUGAAUUUCCCGAACGAGGAGCCUUCUUUCUUCUUCUACCCGUUCACAAGAGAAGAAUUCGAUGGUGUGAUCAAGACUACGCUCGCUGGCCUCGGUACAGAUCCGCUAGUAGUUGGCAAGAUAUUUGGGUGGAAUGUCCAUCCAGCACCUCUGACGCGCAACGCUGAAACUGGUUCACUUGUCGCCCAUGUGAGAUUAACUACACGUGUUAAAUGUUCGUUAAAAGAUGCCGAUGCCAUGGUGUCUUCAUCCGAUGUCAAUUCUUGGCCGCUUUUGACCACACCAACGGCUUGGAGAAGAGGCGGCGAAACAAGUGUGUCGACACAAGUUCUUCAGCAGUUCGACCUUAACUCACACGUGUUAGUGACAAAUAUUUGUGGACAAGUUCAUUUUCGUUACGUUCAUCUUGAUCUGCGGUGGCCAAGAGAGAAUGAGAAUGGUAUACGCGAAGUUCUCUAUGUCGCUGUGGUUGGAGACACGGAAGCUAACGCUCAAGCCCGAGAGUCUAGGACUGACGUCCAGUGGGCUCGUGACAGUGGCUAUUGCAUUCGAUUCACAGAGGUAAACGAGACAACAAUAGAUGUGACGUAUGAUCGCUGGUCUCAAAGUGAGAGUGAGAAUCAAGCUCAGGAGCUCUUCGUCGACUGGGCUCAAGUAGUGUGUCGAUGGUCGCAGCGUGCAACAUCUUUCAAGUUGAUCGAGUCUGGGUAACAUAAAUCAAGAAUGUAUUGCAUUUUGUUUUAGAAAUAGCA